Messenger RNA from Colletotrichum costaricense, 2223 nucleotides. RefSeq lists its product as uncharacterized. The coding region runs from base 1 to 2223 and encodes 740 amino acids. Gene Ontology annotation, biological process: positive regulation of transcription by RNA polymerase II. The transcript is spliced from 3 exons. NCBI's taxonomy places the organism in Eukaryota, Fungi, Ascomycota, Sordariomycetes, Glomerellales, Glomerellaceae. Gene Ontology annotation, cellular component: nucleus. The record is from RefSeq and is a predicted model, not a curated record. Gene Ontology annotation, molecular function: transcription cis-regulatory region binding; zinc ion binding; DNA-binding transcription factor activity, RNA polymerase II-specific.
AUGGUUUCGGACGACGGGGAUCUCUCAUGGUCGGACCACCACAGUAACUCUUCAGACGACAACAUGCAAGACGACAUGCUGCUUCCACACCAACCAACCUCCCAAACGGCAGCGGCCUGGAUGGCCUCGACCAGCAUUCCUCACUCUCUCUCCGGGCAGCUGUCUCCCGUCAGCGCCGCCGUAGAUAUUCCCCAUUUAGAGCCGUCCGGCGACCCGACAAUCGUACACUCCGCAUCCUCGUCCUGCACCGAUUCCUGGAGCACUGGCCACGCCGAUACGUGCGAUGGAGACGAUGCUGACAACGACAUUGUAUGGGAACAGGAGUCGGACGACACCUUUGCCAUCAUACCUAAAAUAGAACCCACGGACGACGACGAUCUAAAGCUGGGCGAUGUUAAGGAGGCCCCAUUAGCGCAAACUGGAACUACCUUGGUCUCGGCCACAAACUCACUGAAGCAGAAGCGACCCCGAGGAAGACCACGCAAACAUCCUGUAGCAUCCAUCAUCAACCAGAGUAAGGUGACCAAGGGUCGAUCCAAGACGGGCUGCAUUACCUGUCGGAGACGGAAGAAGAAGUGUGACGAGGCGAAGCCGAGAUGUAUGAAUUGCGAGAAGAAUGCUGUUGUCUGCGAGGGCUAUCAUGAGAAGAAGCUAUGGAGAAGCGGCAAAGAAAAGGCAACAAUUGAUCACGUUGGGGAUGAGGAGUCGCUCGUUUUCACCAUGCAACCUCUUUUCAACGGCGUCGACACGAUCGAGGACAAGAUAUUCUGGAGACACUACGGCGUCCACCUCAGCAACGUCCUGACUGUUGAGGGAGAAGCCAAGAAUGCCUUCAAGGACAUUAUUCUUCCUUUGGCAAACCUUCACCAGGGCGUGAUGCACUCGAUCCUGGCCAUGAGUAGCAAACACAUCGACUUUGAUACACCGUACGGCGCCAAGUUACUCGAGAGAAAUCCGACAACCACCCUAGAAGCGCUACAGGCCCGGUCAGCAUAUCACGAGGAACAAGCGAUGAAGACUCUGUACGCCGACAUGAACCGUUCGGCGGAGGAGGACAUUGAUGAUCGCGAAACAAUCUUGUCGGCUCGCUACGCCCAAAUCCUUUGCCUCCUGGUCACCACGCUGAUUGAAGGUGAAUCUCAUGGAGCGCAUCGUGUUCACCUGAGCGGAUACAAGCAAUUGAUCCAAGAGAGCCCUCCAGAGGAUCCUGUUUUCCUGGCCUUCAUCAGCGAAUUCUUCCAGUACCACAUUUACGCGGACGAACUCCUCUGGCAUCCCGCGCCCAACCGUCCACGCUUGGCUUCCGAAGACUGGAGCCCCCUGGUUCCGUUGGACUCGCCUCGUCUUCUGGGUGUUGCUGAUGGCCUGUUCCAACAUCUCUGCCAAAUCACCACAAUCCGAAACGUCAUCCGGGAUAACAUUUACAGACGCGCCGAGACUGUCGUGACGUAUCACGUUCUGUACCGAGCGCAGGAGAUUCAAGAGGCUAUUGAGCAAUGGAUGCCUCUUUGGCCACCAGGUGAUAGCCGUCACAGAGUUGGGCUGGUUUACAAACACAUGAUGUUCCUGCAUCUCUUCCGCACAAUCUACCCUCCUACCUCUCCAGAGAGACGGCCCUCCGUCUACUCUAUAGCUACAUCUGUCGCCACCUCAACCUCGUCGUCUUCCUCCCGCCGGCAUUCGCAAAUUUCUAGGCCGUCUACGGCCACGAGCUGCGCCUCGUCUCCCGGCCUGAGGCCCAGCAUGGGUUCUGGGUUCCCCUCUUCGAUGCAGCUCAAACGGGAGCCAAACUCUCGAGGACCGUCCAGGACGAGCUCGAUGCAUGAGUCCGAUGCCGGGUCCUCUAGCUGCGCUGUGAUUGAUGAACAACGCCCAGCCUCUCCACCGCCGGUUCGCCGCCCGCAGCAGCAUGACAAUCGCAUCACUGCUGCGGUGGACGAGUCUCUAUCGAUCAUGGAAGGAUUCAAGCCAUCGGACCCAGCUCUUACCCUUUUGCUGAUGCCGAGUCUGGUCAUUGGUACUACAUGCUUCGACCCCACACAGCAAGAACGACUUCGAGGCAUCAUCCGGUCGGUCCGGGGCUACACUGGUCUUCGCAACUGCGAUAGAGUCCUCGAGGUCCUGGAAGAAGUCUGGCACCUCAUGGAGUGUGGCGAGUGGAUUGCUGUCUGGGACUGGCAGAGCGUUGCCAGACGCCUCGGACUUGAUUUCUUGUGCACCUGA